This is a messenger RNA of Saccostrea cuccullata (small rock oyster), 1689 nucleotides long. RefSeq lists its product as uncharacterized. The record is from RefSeq and is a predicted model, not a curated record. Gene Ontology annotation, molecular function: zinc ion binding. The transcript has a single exon. Bases 1 to 1689 code for a protein of 562 amino acids. Lineage: Eukaryota; Metazoa; Mollusca; Bivalvia; Ostreida; Ostreidae.
AUGGAUGUGCUUGGAUGCAGCAACGUAUGCAAUCCCCAGUGUAAAGUACGACGGUGUUUUCUUUGUAAAGGAGACGUAGAAUUCUACUGUUCCACAUGUAAACAUGACUUGUGUCUACAAUGUAAAGAGGGCCAUGUUAUUGAUCUAGAUACCAUAUACCACGAUGUUGUGAUUUACCGCGAGAAAUAUGAAAACUUUACAAAACAAGAAACAUGUGUUAGACAUCCAAACAGAAACUAUGAAAAAUAUUGCCAGUCCUGUGAAAUUCCUGUCUGUGUCCAAUGCACAGAACACAGAAAUAACAAAAUGCUUUGCUUCAAUUUACAAUUCAAAAAACAUAGAAAGCACAAUACUCAGGAUAUUAAAACAGCAUAUAAAUUAUGCCGAAAAAAAUUUGGAAAAAUCUUUCAACACAUCAGAAGUGAGACUCUUUAUAACAGCAGGUUUAUCCUGGCCGGAAUCAAAACUGACGUGGAAUCUUGUCGCUCAAAAAUCUCCAACUGUCAAUCACAACUGAAUACAGAAGGUCAAAGAUUAAAAAACCUCAUUGACACUGUGGUUUGUGAGUAUAGAUUGAAACAUUAUGGUUUCCUCGGAAGCUUUAAACAACAACAAAUAAUAAUGAAUAGACAUAUUAGCAGAAUAGAGGAUUAUGAAGACAAACAUGAGCAGUUAGUGCACACCUCCGUUACAUUUAAUAUUUUAUUUCUAAAGAAACUGUGUGCCUUUAAGAUAAAGGGAACUCCCAAUCUUUCUCAACACUCCCCGCUCUUUCUUGCUGAACAACUUAACAUUCGGAAUGUAAUCAAGUUACCGGGUAAAAUUCAUAUCAUAGAGACAGGGAAAAGACAAUUAAGAUUUGAAAUGACUACACCCAUGUUGCGCAAGUCUAUCACAGUGGAAGGUGUUAGUAAUGUAGAUCACAUUUCCUGCGUAGCAUCAGAUCGAGUCUGGAUUAGUGAUUGGUAUAACAAUCUCAUUUUGACAAGCACAGAAGGUGAAAAACUACAUCAUCUGACGAAUGUGCUAGGUUCUUAUACAGGGAUACACACAGUAAACAGAUCUGGGGAACUCAUUUAUACAGACAAGGAGUUUAACAUCAAUACAUUCACAAAAGAUAUGAAAACUAUGGUUACAUUAAUAAAGAAAACAGAACCAUGGAAAUCGCAGUGUGUAUACUGCUCCCCCAUUAAUGGAGAUCUGCUGGUUGGAAUGUAUAAUUCUGGUACGGAAAAAUGCAAAGUAAACCGUUACAACAACGCAGGACAACACAUACAGACAAUACAAUACAACAUGGAAGGUCAGGAACUCUACAGAUACCCUGUGUUCAUCACAGAAAACCGCAAUGGAGAUAUAGUUGUGUCAGACUCUUUCCAUGCAGUAGUGGUGACAGAUUGUAUGGGAAGACAUCGCUUCUCCAUAAAGGAAUCUUCAUUCAACUCAGGAUUUAUGCCGAGUGGAAUCUGUACCGACGCGCUGUCUCAUAUCCUGGUUUGUGAUUAUAAAUCCUAUUCAGUAUUAAUGAUUAACGAGGACGGCAUUAUUCUACCCCCGAUUCUUACGGUGUUUCAGUUAAAUGAUAGACCACAGUGUUUAAGUUAUGAUCACAAAAGUCACCUUCUUUGGGUUGGAUUAUUACACCAUAAAGUGUGUGCAUACAGAUACUUCGAAAGGCAAAACUAUCUGUAA